Aspergillus luchuensis is the source of this 921-nucleotide messenger RNA. RefSeq names its product prohibitin subunit PHB2 (gene PHB2). The transcript is spliced from 4 exons. Gene Ontology annotation, biological process: mitochondrion organization. The coding region runs from base 1 to 921 and encodes 306 amino acids. Lineage: Eukaryota; Fungi; Ascomycota; Eurotiomycetes; Eurotiales; Aspergillaceae. Gene Ontology annotation, cellular component: mitochondrion; membrane. The record is from RefSeq and is a predicted model, not a curated record.
AUGUCCGGGAACCCUAGGGAUCAGUUGCACAAGCUCCAGAUGGCCCUCCAAAACCGCCGCGGCGGUUUUGGUGGCGGCUUCGGUGGUGGUAAUCCUCGCGCCGGCAUGGGCCUCGCUACCUUGUUCCUCACUGGUCUUGGAGUAUAUGCUGUUUCCAACUCGCUGUUCAACGUUGAUGGUGGUCACCGUGCGAUCAAGUACUCCAGAGUAGGUGGUGUCAAGAAGGAAAUCUACAGUGAAGGAACUCAUCUUCGGAUUCCCUGGGUCGAAACUCCUAUUAUCUACGAUGUCCGCGCAAAGCCGCGCAAUAUUGCUUCCCUUACCGGUACCAAGGACUUGCAGAUGGUGAACAUCACCUGCCGUGUCCUGUCCAGACCCCGUGUCGAUGCCCUCCCCCAAAUAUACCGUACCCUGGGACAGGACUUUGACGAGCGUGUGCUUCCGUCGAUUGUGAACGAGGUUUUGAAGAGCGUGGUGGCACAAUUCAACGCCAGUCAGUUGAUCACUCAGCGUGAGAACGUUGCCCGCUUGGUCCGGGAGAACCUUGCUCGUCGGGCUGCUCGCUUCAACAUUGCCCUGGACGAUGUGUCGCUUACGCACUUGACCUUCUCCCCCGAAUUCACCGCCGCCGUCGAAGCCAAGCAGGUUGCUCAGCAGGAAGCCCAGCGGGCCGCGUUCCUGGUCGACAAGGCCCGCCAGGAGAAGCAAGCAUUCAUUGUGCGCGCUCAGGGUGAGGCUCGUUCAGCCGAGCUGAUCGGUGACGCCAUCAAGAAGAGCAAGAGUUACAUCGAGCUGCGGAAGAUCGAGAACGCCCGCCACAUCGCCCAGAUCCUGCAGGAGAACGGUGGCCGGAACAAGCUGUACCUGGACAGCCAGGGACUGGGCUUGAACGUCAACGCGGGCUCCGACGAUACGAAAUAA